GGGCGCCGACGUCGGCCGCGCGGGACCGGGGAGACGCAGGGUGGAAGGACCCAGAGCUUUGCUUUCUCUUUCCGCAGUGACCAUGACGAAAUUAGUGCAGUGGCUCUGGGGACUGGCCAUCCUGGGCUCCACCUGGGCGGCCCUGACCAUGGGAGCCCUGGGCCUGGAGCUGCCCUCGCCCUACCGGGAGGUUCUAUGGCCCCUGCCCGCCUACUUGCUGGUGUCCGCCGGCUGCUAUGCCCUGGGCACUGUGGGCUAUCGCGUGGCCACUUUUCACGACUGCGAGGACGCCGCGCGCGAGCUGCAGGACCAGAUCCAGGAAGCUCGAGCUGACUUAGCCCGUAGGGGGCUGCGCUUCUGACACGCCAACCCCAUUCCCGCCCGGACGCCGUCCUUCCCACCCCAUUAAAGAGCAAGUUUAUUUUCUAA
This is a messenger RNA of Carlito syrichta (Philippine tarsier), 429 nucleotides long. RefSeq names its product dolichyl-phosphate mannosyltransferase subunit 3 (gene DPM3). Bases 83 to 361 code for a protein of 92 amino acids. Gene Ontology annotation, cellular component: endoplasmic reticulum membrane; dolichol-phosphate-mannose synthase complex. Gene Ontology annotation, biological process: GPI anchor biosynthetic process. The transcript has 2 exons. Lineage: Eukaryota; Metazoa; Chordata; Mammalia; Primates; Tarsiidae. The record is from RefSeq and is a predicted model, not a curated record.